Molecule: messenger RNA, 216 nt
Organism: Cylicocyclus nassatus
Lineage: Eukaryota; Metazoa; Nematoda; Chromadorea; Rhabditida; Strongylidae
Source: the annotation of a GenBank genome assembly
AUGUUCGUCCACCACGACCAGAUCUUCGGCUGGUGCAAGUCUCGUCAAACGUUUGGUGUACACGAUUUAGCAUUACUUCAAUGUCACGAUAAUAGACAUGGCCGUAGACUAGGAGGAACGCACGAUCGAACUACUUCAUUAUUGCUGAGUUCUCGCACUAUCUCAUCAUGCACCUCACCGGCAACAAGUGAAGGUGACAUAGUGGAUAGUAGAUGA